AUGUUCCUGCCUCUCCGGUCGAAGAAUACCUCGCCCAGCAGUGUCGAACCCUUGUCUGAAGCGAGGCGUGUCCACCUCUACUGUACGCAGUACCGGCAGCCGCGCAGCUCUCUCGAUGUUUAUAUUAUCGCGCUCAGUGCGCCACCCUACGAAUUCAUUGCCCACCUACGCAUUGUAACUCCGCACCGGGCUGAUUUUGGCGUUCCGGAGCUGAUGAAGCUGGCUAAAUUGCCAAACCUAGGAGUGCUUGAGAUCAUCGAACGCGCACCGGAUCGUGCUCCAUGGGACCAGCUAAGGCUUAAUGAGGGGAUGCAUGGGCAGAGUGCAGACGCUUAUCUCGACCCGCAGCAGGUCAGCGAUCGACUGGUCAGGGGCUGGAGCCUGACGCGACCGGAUCCCUUUCCGGCUCUGCGCGUGCUCCGGCUUUGGGGAUGCAGUGGUUACAUAUUGACUUCAGCGUGUCUGCAGAAUGCAGUGAAAUUUCCGUUGUUGGCGCUCAUAGUUGUGUCCAUCCAAUACAACAACCAUCAGGCCACGCCGGACACAUGGUCAGAUGCCUUGCUGACUGCUUCGGCGUCUGGCUGGACUGGUCUUUCCCUCUCGAGGCAAAGCUCCCAGUACAACAUUGCGACAGAGGUUCCGCAUAAGAACCCGGAUUCGUAUAUUUUGACACUCAACAUGGUAGAGGAUCACACUACACCGGUGGAAGCUCUACGCUGGGGUUCGCACCUGUAUUCGUUUGUAGCUAAGACGGCUUACGAUGGCCGUUAG
Messenger RNA from Sporothrix brasiliensis 5110, 771 nucleotides. RefSeq lists its product as uncharacterized. The coding region runs from base 1 to 771 and encodes 256 amino acids. The transcript has a single exon. Lineage: Eukaryota; Fungi; Ascomycota; Sordariomycetes; Ophiostomatales; Ophiostomataceae. The record is from RefSeq and is a predicted model, not a curated record.